CCCCAUCCCCUUUCUCUCUCUACCUAUACGUACAUAUCGCUGUAUAUAUACACGCUAGCGCCCUGAAAUUCCUUCCCAGCCGUUGUUGGAGUUCGAGAGACAAAGCGGCGAGAGUGAUCCACAUCGGGAGAGAUUCCCCUGUUUCCGCAACCGCUCCAAGUUCUUCCUUCCUUCCCCGUCUCUCCUUUGGAUCUGUGAUAACUCUCUGCUUUCUAAAUCGAUUAUCGGUGACUGAAGCAUGUGCAGUGGACCAGAACAAUCCAAUUCUAGUUCCAGUUUGGAUGACAUGAACAAACGUGGCUUACAGUCUGAUGAUCACUCUUCGAGUCUACUUGAGCUUGCUGCUAACAACGACUUGGGUUCUUUCAGACAGUGUAUUGAGUCUGAUUCUUUUGCAGUUGACCUUGUUGGACUGUGGUUAGUCCGCAAGAAGGGGGCGAAACAGGUUGUUCGUGAAGAAAGGACUCCAUUAAUGGUUGCUGCCACUUAUGGAAGCAUUGAUGUCUUGAAGCUGAUCCUCACUCGGCCCGAAGUGGACGUGAACCGAACUUGUGGGCCCGACAAGUGCACCGCCCUUCACUGUGCCUCGUCGGGUGGUUCUGUUAGCGCGGCCGAGGUUGUUAGAUUGCUUAUAUCAGCUGGGGCUGACCCAAACAUUGCUGAUGUUAACGGUCUGCGGGCGGCUGAUGUCAUAUCUGUCCCUCCGAAGCUUCCGGGAGGUAGAGCAUCUAUCGAGGAACUGUUGUCGAUUAAUAUAUCUGAGGGUUCGGUUGGUGGGAGUGAUUCGGGCGUGUCAAAUGCGUCCUCCCCGGUCCUAUCUUCAUCCCCCGAGACAGGGUCUCCAUGUUACAUGAGGGAAUCGAAGAAGGAAUACCCCAUUGACCCGUCUCUACCUGACAUCAAGAAUGGGAUAUACUCCAGUGAUGAGUUCCGGAUGUUUUCCUUCAAGGUCAGACCAUGUUCUCGGGCAUAUUCCCAUGAUUGGACGGAGUGUCCAUUUGUUCACCCGGGAGAGAAUGCGCGUAGAAGAGAUCCUAGGAAAUACCAUUACAGUUGCGUGCCAUGUCCUGAAUUUCGUAAGGGUGCGUGUAGGCGUGGGGAUAUGUGUGAAUAUGCUCACGGGGUGUUUGAGUGUUGGCUACACCCAGCCCAGUACCGGACCCGCUUAUGCAAGGAUGGUACCGGGUGUGCCAGACGAGUGUGCUUCUUUGCACACACUCCGGAGGAGCUUCGGCCACUCUAUGUCUCUACGGGAUCUGCUGUCCCAUCCCCUAGGACUGUUGCUGCCACUGCUAGUAUUAUGGACAUGGCUGCUGCCUUGAGUCUUCUGCCUGGGUCCCCCACAGCUGGUUCAAUCCCACAUUCGCCUCCCGUCAGCUGGUCCCCACACCAACCAAACGUUCCCACACUUCAUCUCCCCGGAAGCAACCUUCAGUUAAGCCGGCUAAGGUCCUCUUUCAAUGCGCGAGAGAAUUUCGAUUCCAACCUUGGCUGUUUUUCACCUUCACUGACUCGCCCUAAAACUCUACUAACCCCGUCGAAUCUCGAUGAUCUUUUUUCUGCUGAGCUCAACUCCCCAUCACAUAAAGCUGCCGUGUUUAAUCAGUUCCAACAGCAGCAAAGAAUGCUUUCCCCAAUCAACACCACUACCACCUCGGUAUUCUCUCCUAAAAACUCCGACCACCACUCUCUUUUGCAGUCUCCGUUUGCGGUCUCAUCCCCGGGAAGAAUGUCCCCCAGAAGCGGCAUGGACCCGUUAUCCCCAAUGAGCGGGCGGCGUGGGUCCCACACGGGCAAGUCUUGGUCAAACCUGGGGUCUUCUCUCGACACAAACAUUGACUGGUCAGUCAACGGUGAUCAUAAGCUGUGGCAUGCCGGAAGCUCUGAAGAUAAUGGGAAGUCAGGGCCUGAUUUGUCAUGGGUGCAAUCUCUCGUCAAGGAACCACCCCAUGAGAUGAACGCCAAGCCAUUGUUGCAGGCCCUUGGCGGUGCUCCUCCACCCGGCGAGGGUUUGAAAUCCGCCGGUUCUCAAAUUGAUCCCAUCGAUUAUUCUGUCUUGGGAGCUUGGCUCGAGCAGAUGCAACUCGAUCAACAGCUCGUAGCCUGAGAAAACACCAUUCGUUUAUUAUUGUUGUUAUAAUAUUACAAUUACUAUGUUUUUGCAUUUUGACAAAAAACUAAUUAGGGGAAGCGAAGUAGACAUAUAGUGGCGGCGCUAUUCUUUUGCAGCUAGUUUUUUUUUUGCUGUGGCGGGAAGGAAGCAAAAGAGCGAAGCUAUAAAUGGCGAAACCGACGCAAAAGGUAUCAUGAAGUUCUUAGUUCUUACUACUACUAGUACUACUACUAAAUUGAUAGAUUUCAAUCUUUUAUUUCAUUAAAAUCAAAUGUCAAGAAAUUGUCAUCUGGACUGUAUUCAAGAAAUCAUGUCCAGAUCGCACAGUUUGUGUAAUCUGUCAUUUCUGUAAUACUACACAAAUUCCAUUCCCCUUCUUACAUGGUACACAUCUCCUCUAGGUGUAGUGUAAUAACUGAAAAGCUUCUGUAUUUUGAUGAUGUUAUUUUUCACUAAAUUCCCUCGUAAUUACUUUUGUACUUGGGGUA
Cuscuta campestris is the source of this 2601-nucleotide messenger RNA. NCBI's taxonomy places the organism in Eukaryota, Viridiplantae, Streptophyta, Magnoliopsida, Solanales, Convolvulaceae. The record is from the annotation of a GenBank genome assembly.